AUGACAGCUCAGCCCUUCGUCGUAGUCGCAGGUGUAGGACCUGGAACGGGUGCAUCAGUCGCCCGGCGAUUUGCCAAAGCUUACCCGGUUGUGCUCCUAGCCCGGGGUGCCGACAAAUUCGAGAAUCUUGCGAAAGAAAUCAACGAUCAAGGAGGCAAGGCCAUCGGCAUCAGUGCGGACGUGUCGAAUGCAGAAAGCCUGACCUCUGCUUUUCAGCAGAUUGAGAAAGCGUUUCCAGGAGCAGCAGCCGCCGCGGCUGUGUUCAAUGCCGCUGGUGGCUUCGUCCGCAAACCUUUCUUGGAGCUUACCGAGAAGGAAUUCACGUCCGGGUGGGAAGUGAGCCAGAAAGGAGGAUUCCUCUUCUCGCAGCACGUUCUCCCGUUCCUGCUCAAACACGCCAAAGAUUCGUCAGCUCAACAUCCACCGACACUGAUCUUCACCGGUGCCACCGCCGGCAUAAAGGCGAAUGCACUUAUGGCUACCUUCGCCAGUUCCAACUUUGCAAAACGGGCUCUCGCGGCGUCUAUCGCGAAAGAAUUUGCUCCUCAAGGUGUGCAUGUGGCGUGGGCGAAUAUCGAUGGUCCAAUUGAUAUCCCGGGAAGGGACGACUAUCGCAAGAACUUGCCGGCUGAGCAGAAGAUCAACCCAGAUGAUAUCGCAGAGACGUAUUGGAGUUUGCAUACGCAGAGUAAGCGGGCUUUUACGAAUGAGAUUGAUAUCAGGACGAGUUUGGAGAAGUGGUAG
Didymosphaeria variabile is the source of this 744-nucleotide messenger RNA. RefSeq lists its product as uncharacterized. The record is from RefSeq and is a predicted model, not a curated record. The coding region runs from base 1 to 744 and encodes 247 amino acids. The transcript has 2 exons. NCBI's taxonomy places the organism in Eukaryota, Fungi, Ascomycota, Dothideomycetes, Pleosporales, Didymosphaeriaceae.